Messenger RNA from Cucurbita maxima (winter squash), 1384 nucleotides. RefSeq names its product thermospermine synthase ACAULIS5-like. Gene Ontology annotation, molecular function: thermospermine synthase activity. The coding region runs from base 91 to 1173 and encodes 360 amino acids. NCBI's taxonomy places the organism in Eukaryota, Viridiplantae, Streptophyta, Magnoliopsida, Cucurbitales, Cucurbitaceae. The transcript is spliced from 10 exons. Gene Ontology annotation, biological process: polyamine biosynthetic process. The record is from RefSeq and is a predicted model, not a curated record.
UCUCAAAAAAUCCCGCCCAAAACUUCCGCCUCCCUGUUUCAUAGACUCUCAUUAUAUUCCCAUUUUCCCCCUUUCUUGCUCCUUAAGGCGAUGGGUCCAGCAGUUCUGAGUUCCCACACCAAUGGCUUCUCCAAAUCAGUAGAUCGAAACUUCGAAGAGAAAAGCAAUUACAUCAAUGGAGAUUCUUCUCAUGAAUCGGUAAUCAAUAAUGUUAAUGGCAACGAUUGCUAUUGGUUCGAGGAAAUCAUCGACGAAAAUCUCAAAUGGUCUUUUGCUCUGAAUAGCGUUCUGCAGAAAGGAACCAGCGAGUUUCAGGAUAUCGCGUUAUUAGAUACCAAGUGUUUCGGAAAAGCAUUGAUGAUCGACGGGAAGAUGCAGAGCGCUGAAGCCGAUGAAUUCGUCUAUCAUGAAUGCUUGAUUCAUCCCGCACUAUUAUGCCAUUCCAACCCGAAAACGGUAUUCAUAAUGGGAGGUGGGGAAGGUUCAGCGGCAAGAGAAGUCCUCAAACACAGAUCAAUAGAAAAAGUUGUCAUGUGCGAUAUCGAUCAAGAUGUAGUGGAUUUCUGCCGUAAAUAUUUGACUGUGAACCAGGAGACAUUUUGUCACAAAAAGCUUCAUCUUGUAAUAAACGACGCCAAGGCGGAAUUGGAAAAGAGAAAGGAGAAAUAUGAUAUAAUUAUAGGAGACCUAGCAGACCCUGUUAAAGAUGGGCCUUGCUACAAGCUCUACACCAAAUCCUUCUACCAGGAGAUCGUCAAGCCAAAGCUCCACGACAAUGGCAUCUUCGUAACUCAGGCAGGACCUGCCGGGAUUUUCACCCACAAAGAGGUUUUUACCUCCAUAUAUAACACAAUCAAACAGACAUUCAACUAUGUGAUUGCUUACACGGCUUACAUACCAUCUUUUGCAGACACGUGGGGAUGGGUUAUGGCAUCAGAUCAUCCUUUCUGUAUAAAAUCUGAGGAUUUGGAUAAGAAAAUUGAAGAUAGAAUCGAUGGGGAGUUGCUCUAUUUAACUGGUCCUUCCAUUGUGUCCUCCACCAUUAUCAACAAGAUGGUUUCUUUAGCGUUGUUGAAUGAAACUCAUAUCUACACUGAAACGACUGCAAAAUUCAUACAUGGUCAAGGAGUUGGAUUCAAGCAACAGAAUGGCGGGAGUUGUCGUGGUGUAUAAAUAUAAUAAUUAAAGACCUUAAACCAUAACACUUUAAUAUUAGACAUCAUUAAGAAGCCCAAUCAACAUUUGUACUCCUUUAACUUAAAUAAAGUGUUGGAGAAUAGUUUUAUUUUGUAUAUGCAAAGGUAAACACUAUUGGAUAUGUAAUGGAUAAAGGUGUUUAAGUAAACUAAAAUCUUUGGCAAUGGAUAUUAUUAUUACUAUCAAA